UACAUUGGAUGGAUGUGUAAAGGUUUACACUUCACGCGUUGAUUCUGUAGCAACAGAAACAGGAAAACUUUUAAGUGGAUUGUUAAAUAGCUCCAAAAAUAACGAUGAGAACGAUCGAGACGAUGAUGUUGAUCUCGAAAGGCGUACUCGCAAAAAGGAAGAUUAUAACCAACCAAAAAUUGACAUUACCAAACAUCGUUGUGGCAAUGUUUCUCUCAGAACUCUAACAAAUAUUCAACAAGGAGAUUUGUCCUUCAUUGAAGGAUUUAAUUUUUCAGGAGAUAACAAUCUAGGCUUUGAUUAUAAUGAUGAUGAUGAUGGAAUUGAUAGGGAAGAUGUUGAAUUUAAUAGAAAUGACGAUGAUGAAGGAGUUGAUAGAAACGACCAUGAUGAAGG
This is a messenger RNA of Funneliformis mosseae, 396 nucleotides long. The record is from the annotation of a GenBank genome assembly. Lineage: Eukaryota; Fungi; Glomeromycota; Glomeromycetes; Glomerales; Glomeraceae.